Effrenium voratum is the source of this 486-nucleotide messenger RNA. The record is from the annotation of a GenBank genome assembly. Lineage: Eukaryota; Dinophyceae; Suessiales; Symbiodiniaceae.
AUGUGGGCCUCGGCGGCGGAAGCGGAGGCGGAGAAGCGGCUCCUGCAGCAGCAGGCGCUGCAGCGUGGCAAGGGCCUCUACCAGGUGAACCCCCAGGUGACCUCAUACCACAACCUGCGUGCUGCGCCCAGCGUCUUCUCCCCCAUCGUGGGCACGCUGGAGGCCUAUGAUGUCAUCGAGGUGUCACAGACCAUUCAGCUGGCCAGCGGCGACGGCACGGAGUUCUGGGCGCAGCUGUUGCGGCGCUCCGCGGGGCCGGCGCCCUGGGCGCUGAUCGCCGACGACGGCGUGUACCUGCGGAAGCUGCUUCGGCCGGGCGAUGCCUGGGAAAAGCCCAAGGACUGGGUGCCGGCGGCAGAGGAGGAGGAGCCCUAUGGCGAAGCCGCCCAAUCGGCACGGAGCCGAGCCAACGAGCUUGCUGACAAGCGACCUGAGCAUUUCUCACUCCCUGAGUUCAUGGACUUGAGGCGUUGGUGGCCAUUUUAG